GUAACCCCUUAAUAAUUGUCAAAAUUAUUGUCAUUUCAAAAUUCUCAGUGUCAAUACACACAAUGAUCGAAGGUCUGUCCCUUCAAGUCCCAACCCUCAAGCUCAAGAACGGCGAGACUUUGCCCGCCCUCGGCUUAGGGACUUGGAAGUCAAAACCUAAAGAUGUAGGCCAGGCCAUAAAAGACGCCAUCGAUAUCGGCUACCGCCUUUUCGAUUGUGCUUACAUUUACAAAAACGAGAGAGAAAUUGGCGAAGCGAUUCGGGAAAAAAUCAAAGAAGGGGUAAUCCAACGUGACGGCAUUUACAUUGUUAACAAAUUAUGGUCGACUUAUCACCGCCCGGAUUUGGUAGAGCCGGCCCUUGACAAGUCUUUGAGCAACAUGGGACUUGACUACAUCGACUUGUACCUCAUCCACUGGCCCAUGGGGCUAAAGGAAGAUGGAAGUGAAUAUCCGAUCAGUAAAGACGCGCGAUUGAUAUUCAGCAAUGUUGAUUAUGUGGACACGUGGAAAGCCAUGGAACGGGUGUGUAAAAAAGGAAAGGUGAAGUCGAUCGGUCUCUCCAACUUUAACAGAAAGCAAAUUGAACGUGUGAUCAAAUACGCGAAAAUUCACCCGGUGGUAGUCCAAAUCGAGUGUCACCCGUACUUGACCCAAACCCGAAUGUCGGAAUUUUUGCAAUCGAAGGGAAUAAUUUUAAUGGCGUAUAGUCCACUCGGUUCUAAAGACAGGCCGUGGGCCAAACCCGGCGAUAAAGAACUACUGAACGAUCCCAAAAUGCACAAAGUUGCAGUCAAGUACAACAAAACUGUAGCUCAGAUUUUGCUAAGAUAUCACAUCCAACGCGGACACGUUGUGAUCCCAAAAUCGGUCAACAAGGCGCGACUUCAGGAAAAUUUCAACAUUUUUGAUUUCGAGUUAUCCGACGAGGACAUGAAAGCCAUUAACACACUGGACUGUAACGUCCGGUUUUGUCCCUACAAAGAAGCAUCUGAACACACCUAUUAUCCGUUCAAACGCAGUGACGAGUAAAGUAAUUUUUAUUCCUUUUAUAUACAAUGAGUUAUGAUACAAAUAAUUAAAAAUAGCAACGUACGAAAUCA
Molecule: messenger RNA, 1102 nt
Organism: Tribolium castaneum (red flour beetle)
Lineage: Eukaryota; Metazoa; Arthropoda; Insecta; Coleoptera; Tenebrionidae
Product: aldo-keto reductase family 1 member B1
Exons: 5
Coding region: 63-1031 (322 amino acids)
Cellular component (GO): cytosol
Molecular function (GO): aldose reductase (NADPH) activity
Source: RefSeq, a predicted model, not a curated record